Molecule: messenger RNA, 20866 nt
Organism: Podarcis lilfordi (Lilford's wall lizard)
Lineage: Eukaryota; Metazoa; Chordata; Lepidosauria; Squamata; Lacertidae
Source: the annotation of a GenBank genome assembly
GAAGUGCCUGCCGGGGGUUGCCAUGGGUGCGGCGGUGGCGGCCGGGGGUCGGUGCCGGUGCUGGUGCUGCGGGAAGGGGCGGUGUCGGGCGGACCCGUGCGGGGUCCUCUGCCUGCUGCUUACGUACCUCAGUGUGGGCUACGCCGACUACGUCAUCCUGGAGCAUGUCCUGCUCCAGCCGGGCUUCCGGGGCAGGUAGGGCGCGCCAGCCCCGCAGGGAAGCCCCCCCCCCCCGCUCUGCACACGCUCAGGGGCACGGUGCCCUUGGGAGGGCUCGGUUUUGUUCCUCCCCCUGUGGUGGGGGAAAGGAAAGAAGCCAAGCCGGAGAAGGGCCGUAGCUCAGGGGCAGGAGGAGGUCGCAGGUUCUGUACUCUGCACAUGCUCAGAGAUGCUUUCUCAGAGUUUUCUUGAAAGAAAGAAAAAAGGGGGAAAGUUUCAGAAUCUACCUCGAGUCAUAAUGUUGCUGCUGCUGUUAUUGGACGUGUUUCCUGCCCUUCACCAAUAUUUUGCUUAGGAUCAACCCAGCCGACACAAAAUGCCAGUGAGCAAACCUUCAGCUUCUCCAGAGCUCUGCAUCGGUUUCGGUAAUUCCAGGAGUGGGGUAGUGAAUAACUACAAAAAUGAGGCUGGAUACUUAUGGAGCCAACAUCCAACCUAAUUGCCUCCCCCCCCCCCCCUUACUUCUCCAAGUUCUGCUUUGUGCAACAACUGGCCUGAUGAAGAAAUCUGGUGGGCUAAAACCUUGCUCACUCUUUUGUGACAUUUUGGUUGAUUCUAAUAUAAGUAUUGUCUAUUGGUGGAUUCUGGAUUCCUUACCCUGUGGAAUGUCCUCCCAUCAGAUGUCAAAGAGAUAAACAACUACCUGACAUUUAGAAGACAUCUGAAGGCAGCCCUGUUCAGGGAAGUUUUUAAUGUGUGACAUUUUAAUGUAUUUUUAAUCUUUGUUGGAAGCUGCCCAGAGUGGCUGGGGAAACCCAGCCAGAUGGGUGGGGUACAAAUAAUAAAUUAUUAUUAUAAGGCAGCCCUGCCCUAGUUGGACUUGCUCCUGGCUAAGUAGGUGGAAGACUGCAGCCUUAUUUUUUGUUGUUGUUUAAUAGAUGUACAUUCUUUACUUUAGUGCAUAUAUUUUUCAGGGCGCCAGCACAGGGCACAGUCAUGGAGGAGGAGUCCUUUAACUUCUGUUAGUUAAAUAGACAUAAUAAUGGUUAUGCAGAACCUGUAUGUUUGAGGAAGUCUACCACUGAAUACUUGUCACUGGGAGAUUAAAAGGUAAAGGUACCCCUGACCAUUAGGUACAGUCGUGGACGACUCUGGGGUUGCGCGCUUACCUUACUCUAUAAGCCGAGGGAGCCGGCGUUUGUCUGCAGACAGCUUCCGGGUCAUGUGGCCAGCAUGACUAAGCCGCUGCUGGCAAACCAGAGCAGCGCACAGAAACGCCGUUUACCUUCCCGCUGGAGUGGUACCUAUUUAUCUACUUGCACUUUGACAUGCUAGGUGGGCAGGAGCAGGGACCGAGCAAUGGGAGCUCACCCCGUCACAGGGAUUCGAACCGCCGACCUUCUGAUCGGCAAGCCCUAGGCUCUGUGGUUUAGACCACAGCGCCACCCGCGUCCCUUAACACUGGGAGAUUACAAUAGAGAAAAGGCUGUAUCCUUCAGACCUUGGUGGUGGUCUUUCAUGAAGCAUUUGCCUGGCUGGUAAAUGGAUGUUGGGCUAGAGACAUACACCUGGUCCAGUUCAGCGUGUCUGCUAUGUCUGGGUACAUGGAUUUUCUUACAGGUCCUGAGCAUGCCUUUUUUCUUACCUGGUGCCCACCUUUUUUUAUCUCCCGCAGUUUAGCUAAUUUCGGCUGUGAUCCUAAACACACACACUAAGGAGUAAAGACUGAAAAACAUGGGCUUUUACUUCCAAGAAACCAUGCAGAGUCAGUUAUUUAUAGGCCAGGAUCAGUAGUAACGUUUGACUUUGCAAUUCUGAGACAGUGUUUUCCUUCUCCUUUACACCCCCAAUGCCACCCUUCAAAAGUGGGGAGUAUUAAAAACACAAAAGAACAACAUAAAAAAACUCCACUGGGUAUGUCCAAUCAUGGGGGGCCUUUUGGGUCCCAGCCGUAAUAAAAUGUGAAUAUGCUCCCUUUCAUGCACAAAGUAAUCCAAGACUUGCUGCAUUAGUAAGAUGAUCCCUGCUUGGCUGUCAGAAUGCACUGUUUGCAACCGGAUAAUAACGAGUUUUUGGGGAUGAUUAUGAUGACGCAGGGAUAGAAUGGGCUCUCGUAUUUCACUGAGUUAGCCUCCUGGAAAAGCUGUUGGGAAAGGGGAAGGGGGAGGGGGGAGAGAAAAAGAAAGAAAGUUUGCGAGAUGCUGAUGACCUCACUGCUUCCAUUUGUCACAGCCUCUGGUGUCCGUUCCAUGCCGUGGCGUUCAACUUCAUUGUCGUGAUGCUCUUGGCCUGUCACACGCGGGCUGUCUUUGCCGACCCAGGUAAGCCACCUUCACCCCUUACCUGGGCCCUGUGUCAUCAGCUUCCAUGCUUUGCUCUCUCAGUGGAGGUUGGUAGGACAAAAGGCAGAGGGUCCUACAACAGCCAGAGCUAGAGCCAGCGACAGGCAGAGCCAGCUUAUUCUAGUUUUCUCCCAUCCUCCUCCUUCCUACUGAGUUCUUGAAGGGCAACAUUGAGACUAAAGAGGAGAUGGCUGACCGGCCGUAUUGGACUGCAAGUAAGCAGGUUGGUGGGAGCUGGCCAAGGACAAGGUGAGGCUGGUGGGGCCUUGAGGAUCAAUCCAUACCUGCUACCUUGCGGAACCAUCUUUGCGAAAGGAAAAGGCUGAGGAGUUGUUGUUUAGUCAUUUAGUCGUGUCCGACUCUUCGUGACCUCAUGGACCAGAGCACACCAGGCACUCCUGUCUUCCACUGCCUCCCGCAGUUUGGUCAAACUCAUGUUCGUAGCUUCGAGAACACUGUCCAACCAUCUCGUCCUCUGUCGUCCCCUUCUCCUUGUGCCCUCCAUCUUUCCCAACAUCAGGGUCGUUUCCAGGGAGUCUUCUCUUCUCAUGAGGUGGCCAAAGUACUUCAGCUUCACGAUCUGUCCUUCCAGUGAGCACUCAGGGCUGAUUUCCUUCAGAAUGGAGAGGUUUGCUCUUCUUGCAGUCCAUGGGACUCUCAAGAGUCUCCUCCAGCACCAUAAUUCAAAAGCAUCAAUUCUUCGGCGAUCAGCCUUCUUUAUGGUCAAGCUCUGACUUCCAUACAUCACUACUGGGAAAACCAUGGCUUUAACUAUUUGGACCUUUGUUGGCAAUGUGAUGUCUCUGCUUUUUACGAUGCUGUCUAGGUUUGUCAUUGCUUUUCUCCCAAGAAGCAGGCGUCUUUUAAUUUCGUGACUGCUGUCACCAUCUGCAGUGAUCAUGGAGCUCAAGAAAGGCUGAGGAGUAAAGCUACACAAAUCCAGAGUGGAGAUCUUAAUACUUUGCUUUGGACCACAUCAGCAAGGCCUGAGAGGGGGGUCUUGUUGUCUGGGCAUCCCAGCCUUCCCCCCGCCCCCCACUGCCCAGCCUCGUCCCAAUUGCCCUGGAUGGACCGGCCUCCACUGUGCACACUUUCUCUAACCAGUACACGGUGACCUUAUGGGACUUGCUGUCCCAAAAUGGGUUAAUAUUGGCCACAAGCUUAAAUGGCAUUUCAAAAAUGAUUUGAAGUACAAUCCUGUGUGCUUGGAAAUAAUGCCCCACUAUGGCUAAUAGGAAUUCUCUCACAAGUAUAUGUGCACUUUCAGCUUCAGACAAAGAAUACAGGGAGGAAAGAGAUUUAUUUAUUUUUAAAAAAAAAUUAAGCUGCCCUUUAUCCAAAAUCGGAUUUUGGAGCAGUAUGCAAAUAAAAAAAGAAAAUGAAAGCAGCCAAUGAUGCAAUAAGAUUAAGAGGAAUAAAAUCACCCAAAUAGCUAAGAACAAAAUCAUUUAAAAUACCUGUGCAAAUGGAAAGCCUGGUCUGAAAAGAAUGCAGUGUCUACAUGACAUACUUUCCUUGGGAAGGCAUUUCAUAAAGGGGCAACUUCUCAGAAGUGCAGGAAUGUCCUGUGGCUCAGGAGUCACUGUGCUUGUUUGCCUUUCCUAUUCUACAAUUCCAUAACAGGACCAGGGCCUCGAUCAAAGCACCAGCCAUGUCUGGAAAAUCCCCCUGAGCCUUCAGGAAUCCCCUGGAUUCCAUAAGUAUCUGGGGGAAGGCAGACCCUCCUAAUGAGGGAAUGUCAGUCACAGUCAAUCCAAAUCUCACUAGAGGCUGAUGCGUCCAUGUCAGCCUGGACACUCACCCUCCCCCCCAGGUUCAUUCCCAAUCCACUCUAGCAAAGACCAGAUUGAGAGUACGAUUUGCAAUAUACACUGGCUGCGUAAUGUUUUGAGACAUCCCAUGGUUGCCAUGGCAGCCAUGAAUUCCUGAGCUGGACCAGAUAAGGCGGGAGCAGCAUUGACAUUGAGGCUCCCCAGAAUUACUAUCUUUAUGGUUAAAGACCAUACCAGCUCAGACAAGGAGGUUGUUGGGCUUCAGGAAAUCUUUGUUUUGUCUCUGCAGCCCAGCAUCACUUCCCAGGUUUCAGAAUUUUAUGACUGCAACCCCACCCUGACCCUCCAGCCUGUGUUGCUGCUGUGCUGAGUACCCAGGCAGGCAAAGUGCACAGGCCGGCACCCUUGAAUGAGAACAUAGAACCUUACAUUUAGGUCCUUGGGGGUAGGCUGGAGGGAACAUCUCUUCACCUAAACAGCUGGGCAGCUUCCUGGUGACAGAGGACACGGAUGAAGGCUGCAGGGCAAGUACAGUGAUGGGAACUGUGUGAUCUCCUGGCCUCAGGUGUCAGCCGCAACGUGACACCAGCAGCGCCUCUGAUCUGAUACUGGGAACAAAGCAAGGGAUGGGCUUCCUCUUCCGAAUACCAGUUUCUGGAAGUCCCAGGAGAGGAGAGUAUCCUUUUGCUCAGGUCCUGCUACAGGCUUCCCAGUGGCAUCUGGUUGGCCACUGUGGAAACAGGGUGCUGGACUAGAUGGGGCACUUUUUUAUUGCGCCAUUUACGAGUUGGCUGGCCUCUGUGAAAGAGAGAAUGCUGGACUAGACGGACCCGUCUCUGAUUCAACAAGGCAUCCUUUUCGCCAUUAGGUGCCUUCUUCCCCAGCCUCUCCUUCCUAUUUCAGUACCUUUUGCAGAAUAAUAAACAACUGCUUGGUGUUCCCCACCCUUGCAAACAGAAGGGCUUUAGAGUCAUUCUUUUUGAAACCAUGAAAGUGGAGAUUCCUGGGUCUCUCUCUGUGUUAGGAGCUGUAUUCUAAUCCUCAGUGGGGCACACUUUAGGCCACACCUAUUGCCAGGCCACCCCACCCCCCCAUCUGUGAUGCUGCCUUUUCAGCAUAUCCAAGCAAAGCAGCUGCAGAAACUGGAGCUGCCCAGCUUUCCUUUGCCGGGUGUUGUUUUUCCGCAACUGCUUGCCCGGAUCCUGCUGAAGGUCGUUGCCUUGGCUUCCUUGGAGGUGUCAUCUUACCCUGGAAGAGGGCCCUCGGGCCUUUGGAUCUUUGCGAGUGUUUAUUAUGGGAUCAGCAAAAGCGAAGUCCUUGAUCAUCUUUUGCCAGUGGCAUUUGGGACAGAAAGCUGAAGUGGCAUAUUUGAAAUUAAUCAGCCUGCUCUGCACAUUUCAUCUUUUCUCUCUCUGUCUCUCCAAAUGCAAAAUCAAAAUAUUUAUUGAGCAAAUGUGCCUUUGUUGGCGUCACUGAGAGCUGGAACAUCUCGAUUGAGUAAUGUGCCUGCAUCAUUGUUAGAAGUUCAUUCUGUUCCCGUUUCUUGGAGUUUAUUUAGUUCAUGAUAUACUUUUGCAGGGUGGGAGGGAGAAGGAGAACAGCUCUGUUCUCUUGAUCCUUCCACGCACAUUCAGAUUUUUCUGUGCUUUGUUUGCUUAAAAAUAAAAGAAUUUCCUUGCUGGGUCAAAACUAAGAUCCAUCUAGUCCAUCACUCCAGUAGUGAGCAAUCAUUAACUCCAGGAGAAUUCAUAAGCAGAGCAUGAGGGAUAAAAGCCACUUUUGCCUGUUUGUCCCAAGCAUCAGAUGUUCAGAGGUAAACCUGGAGGUUCUAUUCCUAAAUAUGGCAGCUAUGAAAGGGAUAAAAAAGGAGCCAAUGAUUGAUGCAGACUUGGUCAACUGGCAGUGGAGAAGCACACACACAAAAAGCAUUUCUUUGGACAUUUAAAACAGCUUUUUGUUGCUGAGAUAAGAACUGCAAAAACUGAAAUGAGAAAGUUAACUGUUUUCUCUGCAGAAAAAAACGCCAUGCUGGAAGUAAUUAGUACGCCAGGGCUGGGAACCUGGACUCCAAUUCCCAUCAGCCCCAGCCAACAUGAUGGGAACUGGAGUCCAGCAACACCUGGAAGGCUGCAGGCUCCCCAGCCCUGCAGCACAACUCAGUGGGAUCCCCUUGAGGCCUGUUGGUGGGUAAAUGCGAUUAGUGCAUGCAUGUAUUUACACCCACUAAACAAAGCCGAAAGGAAUGGUAGAUAACAGGGGGAGGUUGGAGGAAGAGCAUAAGUAAAUGGGUGUGAAGUUAAUUUCUUCAUCAGUCUGUCUCCUGUCUGUCUGUUCUGAGCCUUUUUUUAAAAAAAACAUUCUUUCAUUACUUUUUAAUCUGUUCUUUUCCCCAAGGAGUUCAGGGUGGUCCCCCACACCUUGUAUCCGCACAGCAACAAUGUUAGCCUGAGGCCAUAUCCACACCUUGUACUUAAAACACUCUUAUACCACUUUAACAGUCACAACUCCCUAACAGCCGGUGUGUGGGGCAGCGCAGCAGCAGCAGCAGCAGCUUUCCUGUGCGGCCUCCUGCCGACACCAGAAUAUCAGUUCUUGUGAAUAUUUUUGGACACAGUAUUUUUGGUCUGGAUUGAAGAGAAAGCAGCAGAAAGGGCAUUUAAAAGGUGUUUAGAGGGUGCCCCCCCCUUUACAUGAUGUCACUUACGUGUGCGGGGGUCCGGAACCUAACCCCUGCAUAAGUGUGGGGGAUGCUGACACCACCGCUUCUACUGUCUCUGACAGUGAUGGGAGAACAUAGCCAUCAAGACUGGUAGCCACCAAUAGCCUUGUCCUUUAUGAAACAGCUCCCCACCAUAAAAAAAUCAAUUAGAUGCUCACACCCAGCCUUGCUUGUGGCUCUCUUUCAGGCAUGGUCCCGCUCCCAGAUACAGCCAUUGACUUCUCUGACUUGCGGAGUAGCGGCAGUGGCGGAUCGCACAAGAACAGUCGGGUGAGUUGUUGCAAGGAGUCUGUACCUGGGGAGGGGGGAAUGUGAAGCUGCCUUACUCGUAGGCCUAGGGGUGGGGAACCUGUGGCCCUCCAGGUGGGGGCUGGAUUCCCAACUCCCACCAGCCUUGACCAGCAUGACCAGGGUCAGGAAUGGCAGGAGUUAUGGACCAGCAAUGCUGUGUUCCAGCUGCACGCUCCUCACACCUGCCUUAGCCCAGUGAUUCGUCAAGCUCAACACCAUCUAGCUGCAACUAGUUACUUUAAUUCUCUGCAGCUACCUUGCAUUCUGACAAGCUGCCGGAGAGGUAUGUGCCUUGUCUGCUGUAAAUGCAAGGCAUGCAGACUGAGGCCUCAUCGGCACUGUGUUCAAAUCCUACCACUUUAAACUACCACGGCUUCCCUCAAGGAAUCCUGGGGAUUGUAGUUUGUUAAGGGAACUGAAAGUCCUUAGGGGGCUUCUAUUCUGCCCACAGAGCUACAGUUCCCAGAGUUCCUUGGGAAGAGAGAUUGACUGUUAAGCCACUCCAGGAAGGGUAGCUCUGCGAGGGGGAUAGGGGCCUUGUAACAACUCACAGCAUCCUUAACAAACCACAAAAUGGCGGCUCACAGACCCAGGGCAAGGUCUCCUGUAAUAUACGGAGCAGUUUACAGUGGAAAAACAACAUCAACAACAAAUAUAAAAUUACUGAAAUAACAUCUUCAAUAGAAUGGCACCAAGGAGCAACAGUAAUAGAUUCCACUGCUUCUCCUCUUGUGGUCUCCAACGGAGCAGAAUUUCUGGGACUCUGAGUCAGAUCACCCCUCCAUCCCACAGUCUUGCUUUACAUACGCAGCUCCCGUGUUUAUGCUUUAUAUAUACAACUCGCAGGAUUGCUUUCUAUAGACAAUUGCAAGCAGUGCAGGGAGGCUGUGGCUUGCUGACCUUUUAAAUUUCCCACAAUGCCCCAGGUGCAGCUUUUGCUCGGGGCAUGGUGUGAAAUUACAGGGGUACCUCGCAAGACGAAUGCCUCGCAAGACCAAAAACUUGCUAGACGAAAGGGUUUUGCGCUUUUUGAGCUGCUUCGCAAGACGAUUUUCCCUAUGGGCUUGCUUCGCAAGACGGAAACGUCUUGCAAGUUUGUUUCCUUUUUCUUAACACCGUUAAUACAGUUGCGACUUGACUUCGAGGAGCAACUCGUAGAACGCGGUGCGGUAGCCUUUUUUUGAGGUUUUUAAAGACUUUGGUGAUUUUUGAAGCUUUUCCAAAACUUUCCCGACACCGUGCUUCGCAAGACGAAAAGAAUCGCAAGACGACAAAACUCGCGGAACGAAUUAAUUUCGCCUUGCGAGGCACCACUGUAAAAGGGUGGCUGAGUCCAGCCUCCUGGUGCUUCUCGGAGCAGUGCUUUCAUGGCAGGGAAAGGCUGACAGAGCCCACCGAUGGAACCAGACCUGGAGUCAGCCCAGAGAGGGAACAGGCUUUUAGGCUAGAUGGAAUUGGGGCCUGAUUCAGCAGGGCUCUUCAUAGGUCCUUAUGACGUUCAGUCUGCAGCAGUCCAGUCCAGACAAAGGUUUACUCUCUCAGAACUUAGACCCCUUGUGUGCAGAUGAACUGUAGUCUGAGGGAGGCGGUGUUAAUUCCAUUUGAUGGUUUCUUGCAUUUGCACCCUGCACUUUAACCCGAAAGACUCUCUGAGCGGCUUACAAAAAUCAGCAUGAAGCUGGCCCCUGCCCUUGGGCUUCUGUCCAAAAAGGAUAUGUCAGGCAAGGAAAAAUGGAAUGGGAGGGAGGAGGUGAAAGCAAGCUCAAGCACCACCAGAAACAGAAGCAGAGCAGGUGACAAACACCUUUUGGUUCCUCUGCCAUCUUCUUCUUUGCCUCCCUAGAACAAUGAGGACUGGACAGUGUGUAACCGCUGUGAGACAUACCGGCCGCCCCGGGCGCACCACUGCCGCGUCUGCCACCGCUGCGUGCGCCGCAUGGACCACCACUGCCCUUGGUGAGGAUCCUGCCUUGAUCUGUAUGUGUCAGGAUUCGAUGGUUACUUUCGCUCCCCUUGCUUCCUCCCCAGAGAAGAGGGCUUCUCAUCUCAGUCAGUGUUAUGACGGAUCCAGUUGAAACAGCAUCAGCCUCCCCAACCCCAUCUCAUCUUUGGGAACCAGAAGAACCACCCUUUUUAAUUUUAGCUUGAGCUGUUGUCCCUAGGGUGUGUGUGUGUGGGGGAGGAGGAACGUGGUUCAGUUUGCAUAUGAAGGCAAACCUCCCCAAUUCCCAUUUUCUGAAAUGAUUUGUGAACCAAAGCACAACCAUCCUUCAAAAUUCACACUAUAUUAAAAAAAAAAACCAAUGAAAAAGAACUCUACGCUUCUCCAAAUUUUGCAUGCAGGUUAAUUACCUAUUUGUUAGAAAUAUACUUAUCUACCACUAUUCAAUAACAGCAACAACAGUAGAGUGGUUUAUGACAAUUGUCCAUGAAACCAUACGAUAAAAUCCAUAUAAAAAGUUAAAAUCAGAAAGUGGCUGGCUGUUGUGGAUAGAUGGAUUCUCAAUUGUCCACCUAAACUGAACGGAAUGGAAAAGUGUCCAGCAGGCAUUUAAAGUUCUCUUGCCUGUGCAAAAAUGAAUGCACUAAUGUGUGCAUGCAAAUAUACGUGUUAGUGAAAAUUACAUACAGAGCACAUUAUAUCAGUCAAUAUUGCUUUGCAGAAAUGACUGUAUUAGGGGGAAAUUGCAUAUACAAAUGUGUGUGGUAGGAGAAAUUCACAGAAAAAUGCUGAUGAAUUUCCAUGAGAAUUAUUAUUUUUUAAUUGCAAACUGAUGUGGAAAUGUAGAGAGCUGAACUGAAGAUUGGAGAAACUCGAGAGAAGCCAGAAUUGACAGCUUCAUCUCGUUCCUAGUUGUCCAGUUUUCUUUCUAACACGCACAAACGCUCUCUUGGUAGGAUCAACAACUGCGUGGGGGAACUGAACCAGAAAUACUUCAUCCAGUUUCUCUUCUAUACAGGUAUGUUGGGAACGUGCCACCAGGCCAUGGUUUGGGGGGGGGUCCCAGGGCAUUGUGGGUAGCAAUUUACCUCCCUGCUUAAUGCCCCACUGCCCCAUGGGCCCCUUCUUUGCCUCCCUAGAACAUAAAAAUGAGGGUUUAAGGUUGCGUUUGUUGGUUGAGCUCCCCUCGUUCCUAUCCGAAGAGUACUGUGGACUGAGGGAUUGCGCUGACUGAAGUUGAUCCAGCCCAGUUUAUUAGAUGUCCCUUCUGGUUAAUCUCUGAAAUCAAAGCAGCGAUCCCUGUCUUUCCCCACUAGGGGCUGCUCUUCUCCAAGGCACACAGUCUUCCUCUUCCUCCUCACUGUAAAACUUGGAAUUGUUCUCAGCUUCUGACAAGUUUCUUUGUCUCUUUGAGGGUUAAGAGUCCUUGUUUGCUUGUUUACCUGCUUAACUUUUAAUGUCCUUCGUUGCUCCCAACUCACCUGCCACCAACCGAGUGGUUCAUAGAAUCACAUAAUCAUAGAAGAGUUGGAAGGGUCAUCUAGGUUCAUUGCUUGCUUCAGCCACUCUGCUCGUUCUGCCUUCCUACCCCUUUGCUCCUUUGCCAGGCUGCCCCCUGCCAAUGCCUGACCUCCCCAUCUCGGUCUAGAGCUCCCUCCCAAGACAAAAUAACACUUUCCUCUCUUGACUUAUCAAAACCUAACAUUUUUUGUAGAGCAGGGGUGAGCAGCCUUGGACCAGAGCAACCUUGACCCUUGGCCUGAUGUCAGAAGCCCUCUUCAAAGGAUCAGUUCAGACCUCUGGCAAUAGCAGCCUGUUCCUCCCUGGUAGACUUCUGUCUGGGGAGGAAGAGCAUGGUGUUAAGAGAGGGUGGGGAGAGGGGCGUCAGGAGAAGGAGACAGGGGAGUCAGAGGGAGAGGACAUUUUUAACUUUUGAUGUUUCAUUGCGUUUUUAAUAAUUUGUUGGGAACCACCCAGAGUGGCUGGGGCAACCCAGUCAGAUGGGCGGCAUAGAAAGAAUAAAAAUGUUACAGUCAUACCUCGGGUUGAAGGAGCUUUGGGAUGAAUAUUUUUGGGUUGCGCUCCGCGACGACCCGGAAGUAAUGGAGCGCGUUACUUCCGGGUUUCACCGCAUGCGCAGAAACUCAAAAUGCCGUCACGCGCGGAAGCGGCGAAUCGCGGCAUGCGCAGACGCGGGUUCGCUUCAGGAUGCGAACAGGGCUCUGGAACGGAUCCUCUUCGCAUCCAGAGGUACCACUGUAUUAAGUUGGAGUGGUCCCACCCACCACCAGAAUGCAGCCCCUGACAGAUUGCUCCCAGGAGAAUGUGACUCCAGACCAAAAUAAAAUGAACCCCCACUCCCCACCCCUUCUGUAAAGGAUUUGGCUUAACCCCUCAUUCCUAUUCACUGUCUCCUUUAUCUUGCAAGCUAAAAGUUUGUUGAAAGUUGGUCUUCUAAGGCAUCUGGAAGUUGAGCAGAAAGCCUGUCUCCCCGCCCAAAAAACCCAUUCAAGCUUCAGCUCUGUCCUGAUCAUACUUCGGGAUUUAUGACAUGUAUCCCCAAGGAAAUGAUGAAAUGCACAAUGCCUGCGUUGAGAACCCUUUUUUCUUUUUGUGUUUCCUCUCCCUCUUGGCCUUUGCUGACCUGGUUCUCCCUGCCACAGGCUUGGCCAGCCUUUACGCCAUGGGGCUGGUCUUGACCACCUGGCUUUGGCCCACGGACAAGAGCUCAGCCGGGAAGGCUGAAGGAGCCGAAGGAGGCGUUUCCAACAAUCGCAUCCAAAUGUGAGUCCCACUUCCUUCCUCCUGCCACCAAGCUCAGGAUUCUCCCCACCCCACCCCACCCCCCGUUGCUGGGGCAGGGAGAGUUCUAGAGACCCUGUAGAUGCCUCAGUUUGGCCUUUUGCAAAAACAAAAAAAUUAAUAAGACGAACGAAAGAAAAGAAAUUGCCAUGUCACACAGUUCUUGCCAAGAACAGCUGGAGCUCCAGAGCUUUGGCUCAGUGCCAAGGGAAGGGGAAGAGGCUCCAUGCUGGCUUUUCUAUAAAUGAGCAGCACACUCUCCCUCCCCCUCCCCCUCUCUCUUUGGAAAAUGGGAGCAGCCGAGGGUAGGGCGUUGUCCCUUUGUCCAGCCCCCGCAGCCUCCUCGCCUGCUUCCUCCUGCUUAGGGUCUCUCUGUCCACAAUCGUGGGGGUGGGGGAAGGCUUCCCCCCCUCCCGUCGAGGGCCGCAUUCCCCUGCUGCCAAGGGCUAUUUAUUUAUUCCGUUUCACUUCUGAAUCGCUUCCUGCGAACGUGACCUCGAAGCGAUUUAAGCAGCGAAGGCAUCAGCGUUAGAAGAAUUUCAUGUGGAGAAGAAACGGAAAGAAUGGGUUAUACCCCGUUCGAGUUCUCCAGUUAAUUAGGCAUGCCUAACGUAGGCUCCAUCUGCACUCUGCAUUUAGAGCAGUAUCAUACCACUUUAAAUAGUCAUGCUUCCCCCCCCCCCAAAGAAUCCUGGGAACUCAUUUGUUACGGGUGCGGAGAUCUGUUUGGAGGCACCUCUCCACCCCCUCACAGAGCUACAAUUCCCAGAGUGGAUUAACAAGUAAUCCCUCUUCCUGUGGAACUCUGGGAAUUGUAGCUCUGUGAGGGGAAUAGUUGUUUGGAGGUGCCUGGUACACAUGUGAAGCACAGCUCAGCCCUAUUUUAAAAAAUAGUCCCGUGCGUUCUGCUGCCCCUCCGGAAACACAAGUUGGAGUAGUAGUGUUCCUAGUUAACAGACUGACUGUACUUUUCCCUUUCCUCCUCCUAGCGCUCACCGCAUCAUCUUGCUGGUGGAAUCCAUCCUCUUUGGCCUCUUUGUCACAGUCAUAUUUUAUGACCAGGUUGGUUUUUAAUCGUUUGGCAACCUUUUUAGUUUGUCAGCCAUUUAUUAAAAACAACAGCAACGCCCCCCCCCCAAUUAUUUUUUUUAAAAUUGUUCCAAAUCAAUAGAUUUUUAAAAAAUAGUUUAUUUAUAUGUCGCCUUUCCACACUGAGCUGGGCCCAGUGUGGCUACAACACUUAUUAGCAAAACGCAAAACUUUGUAGGGUGGGAGAGAAAGCUGUUGUCAAAAUGCAUCCAUAAAUUGAAGCAACUUUAAAGAAAGCAGCAAUUUAACAACAUUGGAAUGGAUUCAAUACUAGAAAUAAUCUAGACAUGAAUAUGCCAGCACAGAACAAUUUUUUAAUAUUUUAUUUUACAAGCAAUUAAGUUCCAGCUGCUGGCGCUGGGCUGAUUCCACUCCAAAGAGCCUCAGCAGCCUGACUAAGACACAGUUCAGAGAGGGAGGGGUCUUCUCACUAAGCGUACAGCUGGCUCCCUCAUUUCUCCUCUGGAGAAGAUUUAACAGCAGCAAAAGGGAGAUGCUGGGGAGGGCAAGAGUGGCAAGUCCUCUUCCCCAGCCUUCUUCCAGUUGCUGGUGCUGGUUUUCCUGCAGAGGACUAGAAGAGAAACUGUGUCCAUGGCACAGACACUAUCAGAUAUCAACAGCCGCAUGGAGCUGCCUUGUAAAGUGUCCAAUCAGUGGACUGCACAGCCCAGGGUGGCCCUUUUAAUUGGCAGUGGCUCUCUAUGGCCUUGGCAGGGGUUGUCGCUGUACGUUGGAACUGGGGAGGGUGGGGGCGACUUCUGCAUGCCAAGCAGUGUGCUGUACCAUUGAGCUGUGAGCACCACUGAGUAUAGGGUGCAGCUUUUUGCAGGUUGGGUCCUCUCUGCUGUGAUCGGCAGUGGUUUCCCAAGGUCUUGUUAGAUCUUACUGUGAAUCAUGCACAUCAGGCUUGCAUAUUUAUUGAGAUGUUUCCAUUGGUUUAUCGCUUGUGGCUAAAUUUUGUUACGUUUUGGUAACUGUUAGUGUGAAUUAUGUACGUUUUUUGAGGUUGCAAGUAGGGCUGGGCAAUAUCUGGAUUUCAGCAUUGUGAUAUAUCACCAGCUAAACGUCGCAAUAUAGUGAUACAUCACAAUGUCUGAAAUUAGGAUGGAGCUAUGUAGAGGCAUUGGCUGGCUUCACAAUUUUUCCUGCAUCAUGAUUUUUGCAUAGCAACCACACACACACACCGAGAUUUGCGAUAUAUUGCCAGGUCAAAAAUUAUGAGAGUCACAUAGGUGUAGCAUUUAUGUUUGUAUUUUUGUAUUGUCGGUAUUUGAGUUGGUGUAAUUGUGUGCAUUGUAAAUAAUAAUGUUUGUUUUUAAUUUUAAAAAAUACAUUAUGAAACCAUUAUCACGAUAUGGACUUCAAACUGGUUUUGGACGAUAUAUUGAUAUCUCAUCCAGUCCUAGUUGUAAGCCAUCUUGAACAAGGUUUAACUGUAGGAAGGCGGCAUACAAAUAGAGAGCACUGAAGCAUCACAGCUAUCACAGGGUGUUGUUCAGAGACUAGGGGGGACAGGUGGGCAAGGUUUCAGAUUUUGCCCAGCGCCUCCUGAGGUGCCAAGGAUAACCUUCCCCCAAAAAAGAUGCGCCGGUGGUGGUGCUAUUAGGGGAAAGGGAAUGUUAGUGUCGCAUGGAGCAAUAGACAGACACAAGUGCUUGUGUGUGUGUGUUUGUGUGUCUCAAAACAUAUCCUGCCCCCCCAACUGCCUAAUGUGCAUCACUUCUCCCAGCUGGUCUCCAUUAUCACGGACGAGACCCCAAUUGAGCAGCUGCGCAACCGGCUCCUGAAAGAGGCACGGCGGGAAGUCUCGCAUACGCGGAAGCCCAAGAUCGCCCUCCUGCGGGAAGUCUUUGGCCGAGGUAGGUCUGGGGUGGUGAUGACUGGCGUAUGUCCUUGCUGGUCCGUUAAAGCAGUGCCGGGAAGCCAGCAGCCCUCUAGAUUAGGCAGAGAGAACCUCCAGAUGUUGCUGUGCUACAAGUCCCAUCAUCCCCAGCCGGCAUGACCAGCGAUGCUGGGAGCUGUAAAUCAGCAACAUCUGGGGGACCUGUAUCCGGAAGAUGCUGAGCUCCAGCUCCCAUCGUUCUGUGCCAUCGACCAUGUUGGUUGGGGCUGAUGCGGGCCGGGGGUCCCUCCUCAGCCAGAGGGCGCUGGAUUCCCCAUCCCGGCAUUAGAGGCAAGCGUCCACGAUGAGCUGUGUGCAUCCAACCCUCCUUCCCUCUCUCACCACCUAGGUCUCGUCAUCUGCUGGUUCUUCCCGUGCAACUGCAGCUCUCCGUCAGCCAGCGGGCCCUCCUACAGCUACUUGCCCAACUACGACGUGUGACUUCCUGGACUGCUCUCUCUUCGUGCUCUCUUUCUAUUGGUGGAGGCAGAGGUUCCGUUCAGUUUCAUUGGCCACCUUCUGUGGAGGCAAUGGUGGCUGCAGUUUCCUAACGUUUUCCCCCUGGUGGGGAAACGGUUUCCUCGGGAGGGGAGUGUUUGUGUGUGUGUGUGUGUUUGUGUGUGUACUAUAAGUGUUGGUGCUCUUCAUCCCAGUGGGAACAGAGCACGCUCUCCCUUGAAGUGGAGCUCAGCAGGAGGUCCUCGUAUUUCGAACUCUUGGCUCAACCUGUGUAACACUCAGAAUUGGGGUGCUGCACACAGCAGAGAUCACUCUAAGAAGCGGCCCUUAAUGCGCCUUGGGCCCUGGUGUGAAGCAUGUGAAUUUGAGCCCCUUCCUUCCUUCCUUCCUUCCUGCCUGCCUCACCUUGCCUGUGAAGGCCGUAUUUAAGCCCUGCGUCCUUUACCAGGCUGCCCAAAGAGAUCAAGCUCUGGCCUAUCUAAUAAUAAUAAUAAUAAUAAUAAUGCGGGCAUUAGCCUCCUACUCUGGAGAGCUGUGACCUCUGCCCACUAGGGACCCCAGCCUUGCUUUUGCUCACCUGAUUUCAGCCCCGAGGGUGGCAGUGUUUGGUACAUGCUUCCACUUUCAACUUGCUCCAGCCUCUGAUGCUCUGCUGUGGACUGAAAGCAUGUCGGAGGCUGAUGGUGAACAGCUGUCCCAGAGGAGGGAGUACCUUGUAUUAGCAUCCCCUUGGGGUUUCCUUUUUCAGAGGGCGGAGGCUGGCUGCCCUCCAGUGGAUUUGACCACGGAUAGCUCAGGUGGGUGUGAAGAGCACGCAGCCGCACCUCCCCACGCUACACCAGCCUCAUCCAGGAUUUCUGCUUAUCCUUCUGGUUUGCUGUGAGCGUUGUGUGUAUGUUGCCUUUCAGCACAUUCCCAGCAGUUCCUUGAGCUUUCUUGAAACAUAAGAGUCGGAACAUCAUGCUUUGUGGUGCGCAGGGACUUGCUGCAUCCUCCGCUUGGGGAGGUGUUCAGGAGGUUUCUGUCAUUUUUGUGUCUAAUCGCUGGGGGGAUUCCUUGUUUCCUUUGCUGGAUUGGCCCCCACCCCAAGGUUCCCCAGAGGCCUUGAAAUUAAGAGGCUGGGUUUCCAGCAUCAUUUGAGCUGCUCAAUAACUGGAGAAAAGGGAGGCCCAGGGCUUUUUUUCAGCCAGAGCACACCGGAGCGCGGUUCCAGCACCUCUCAGGUGGGUGACAUUGCAGGCCAGCACCCUCCCACCUGCUUCUUGCCUUUACGUACUUCCGAGAGGCCCAAAAUGAACAUUUCAAGUCCAAAGCGAAGCUGGCCAGUGUGUGAGUCUACUUUUUUUUAGAUCUAGCCACAGUUGGUCAAGCUAUGGGGUAGGGCAAAUUAGUAUUUCCAUUUCUUCAAUCCAAUUCCCGUAUAGCGGCAGUGGGCUUUAAGCUUUCCAGCUAGGCCUCUACUGUUGCCCGUGGGCAUGUUUGCACGAGGGCCCUUCCAAGCUGCCCUAGCCAUCUGCCUGAAUCUAAAAGAAUGGGGCGGGGGGUGGGGCACAUUUAUUUGACCUGCACCAGAACCAGGGGCGACCCCCAAACCAAACAGCUUGCCGUAGUUUUUAUCACCUCCAUGGCUGGUGAACACUGCUGUUGUCAAACAGGCAUCUGUCUAUUCAAGGCUGCCCCGAGUCACCUGGCGACUUACUGUAGCAACUUCAUGGUGAGUUCUGGCACCUAUUUUUCUUGGGGGGGGGGGAGCACCAGAGAAGCCCUUUUUAGUAGAGGGCAGAUUGUCCUGCCCCUAGUACUUCAGCAGAGGGUGGCGGCCCCCUCUGAAAUAAUUACUCCCUGAAACUCAUCUUAAAAUGGUGGCUGGUAUCCAUUAGAGUUUGUAGGGCAGAAUCUGGGAGCCCUGCAGGAGGCGGAGCCAGAGGCAAUGACAGGCAGAGCUGCAAGCAAUGAGUGGCGGAGCCAAUGGAGUCUAGUUUUGUCCCCAUCCUUCUCCCGAGACUGAGGAGGAGGAGGGUGACAGGCAGGGCCCCCCCUUGGACCGGCUGUAAGUAAGAAGGCAAGCAGGCUGGGGAUGGCUGAGAGCGGACUAAGGGUUGUGGGGCAGUGCCCCAUUCCCCUGAGUGGAACAGCCUCCACUGCCUUUCAAAGCACACGAAGUGUGUCGCAUUUGAUACCCAUUGUGUCAUGUGUUUCCCCCACACCCCCGACUUGCUAAUCCUACACUGCUGCCCUUGGGUUGGGUGGUACUUAUCUAUUUAUUAUGUCGCCUUAUAGCCCAGGCUUCGAUUCUACUUCUCAAGGCGGCUAAAAAUAUAUCAUGUUAUAAUAGAAUAUUAUUUUAAGUAUGCUAAACGGGUAAAGCAACUAAGCAGCAGGAUUGCAACCAAAAGCAGAGAGGAAGGCCUCUUCUAACACAAUGCCCUGUGUGUGUGUAUUGUCUGAAAACAAAGCAUGCCUUCUGUUUCAGAAGUGUUUUUACCCAUGUGCAAGUUUAAAUGGCAAACUAAAUCUAGCCAGGCUCAUACAACGUACAGUAAUUGGUUUAAAUAAAUAAAUAAAUCAGGUUGCAGCCUUACUUUCAGCAGAGUGCUACAACCUGGGGAGUCAGUGUGAGACAUCCUCCCCCAGAUGUUGCUGGUUUUCAUAUCCUAUCCACUCCAACCACCAUGGUUCGUGGUCAAGGGAUAAUGGGGGUAGUAGUCCAGCCACAUCCCUAUACUGCAGCAUUCUCAAUCCCCCACUCCUUUCUACAUGCUGUGUUAAUUCCCUGUGCUCUGGUCUGUGCUAGAAUGAGGCUUUUUUCUACCACUAUCUCCUUGAUGCCUGACCCUGCUAUCCAUCCAACUUUUUAAAAAAGCGGGGUGGUUUUCGCUCAGACUUGGCAAACAAGUUCUGAGCUGCGAACCUAACUGCGGCACGAUUGGGGUGUGUGUGUGUGGUGAGGAGGGGAAGAAUGUCUCUGGGAUUUAAUUGGGAUAAUUUCCUACCCUCUAAUGAAAGUCUAGACAGCCCCAGAUGCAAGUGUCAGGAACUGGAGGGUGAGCGAUUGAUUGCCCCCGGUGCCCUGCGGACAAAGCAGCUCUGGCUGUGGAUUAAGUCUUAAGUGUUCUGCCGCUUUAUUUAUUUUCUCAGGAUGUGUUUGCACUGAUGCUUCGUUUAAUAACAGGAUGCCACUUGUUCUCUUUGAACCAAAUGUGAUGCCCGCCCAUCUCAAAGAUGAGCAGCUUCUUUUGCAAACCCCACAGACGAUCGGUCUUGACAUCUUCACGCUCGAGAGGGUGCCAAGGAGCAAGGAAUCCGGCAACUGGAGCACAUUUUGCUGCCACUUCUUUUUUUAAAAGCAAGGUUCCGGUCCUCAUUGCUGCAGAGAAUAGCCAAAUUUCUGACUUAAAAGAAAGAGAGAAAGAAAAUAUCUCUCACUCGGGAAUCCAAUGCUCUGAAGGAGAGUCUCCUUAUUUCUUUGCACAGUUAUCGGGCUCCCAAAGUUAAGACUCUGCUAACCCUACUCUCAGAAUAGACUCAUUGGAAUUAAUGAACACAACUGACUUAGAUCUAUUAAUUUCAGUGGGUCUGUCUUGAGUAAAAUUUAGUCAGUCUGUUCUUAGCAGGGGCACAGGAGGCAGAGUUGUGGCACUACUGCACACUGGGGCAAGGCAGCAGCGGGCUUUGCCACCAUCCCAGCAAGGACAGUGCCGCUGCCAGGAGAUCACUGCUGCUGCUCUUCUGCCCCCUUUGCAUGCCUUUGCUGCUUGCCCCACUUUUGAUCAUCUGCCCUAGUAUUGCGAUUUGUGUUUUGCAGCUUUAAUCUUCCAGUCUCUCCACCACCCACUGCCCAGAUCAAAACCUGUGCAAUGACUCCCUCCAAAAAAGAGAUACUGCCGUUCCUAACAUUCCUGCAUUGCAGGGGGUCGGGCUAGAUAACCCUCAAGGUCCCUUCCAACUCUUAAGAUUCUGGGAGUCUAAAUUAUUGUAAGUCAUUUCAUUCUAGUUACAUCAUUUCAUUCCAGUCGCACAGUUUGGGAGCUUCUGUUUUGUUAGUGCAAAACUCCAGACUCUCAUCGCUGAGCCCUCUUCUGCUGGGUGGCACAGAGGAAAAGCUGCCUCCAGUUGCCUGUAUAAGAUCCAGGCUUUUGCAUCCCUUUGGUUUUUUUCUGCUGGGCCUAGUCUUCAACCAGCCACCCAACACCCGGAACUUCUGAUGGAUGACAGGUGUGAGACUUUGGCAGGCAAAGCCCUCCCUGUCUUCCCCCUGCUGUCUAGAAACGUGUUGUUGUUUUUCCUAAAAGAGCAUGUAUCUUCAGGAUAUAGAAUCCUUUGCUUGUGUCUUGCAGUGGUGUUGGAAUCUUAACACAGCUCUCGUGGCCCCGGUCUCUUAACCACGCACAGCUUGAACGGCAUCUUAUAUGGAGGCCAAGCACAACUGGGAGACGGACAGAAAGUAGACUGGGAUCAGUGGGUAGCUCUCUGGGUGACUUUGAUUUGGCAAGGGCUUCAGAUUCCUGACUGUUUAACAAUGGCAACAACCGAGAAGUCUCUUCUCCCUUCUCAAAUUAAGCUGCUGAAACAAAGAAAGAAGGGGAGACUAGGAGUGGAUUGGGGGGAGGGAUGCUGUGAGCUCAGUCUUGAUGUAAAAAACAGAGUCCCGGGAGCAGCGUGUGCCCUGUUCCUGAAAUCCCCGCCGCCCCAUCUGUAGAGGAGCAGUUAGCUUUCUUAAGAAGUCCUCUUAGCUCUCUCAGUUGUGAAUGUGAACAUUGCACUCAGGUCCUGUUUGCAGGCUUCCCCUCGAGGUGUCUGGCUGGCCACUGUAAGAGCAGGCCGCUGGCAAGGAGACCUUUGAUUUGAUCCAGCGGCCUGUCUCUUCUUAUUUUGCUGUGGCAGUGGGGAUGCAAACAUGCCUUUAAACAUAAUAAUGCAGCAGCAGAUUGGUGGAGCUGCAACAACAAAGGUCUCUCUGUAGGAAAGGGGAGGUGGACCGACCUUGCCCUAGUCGCUGACGCCACAGACUUGCUCAUCCAUGCACGCUCAGCAGCCAUAGCUCCCCAGCGCUCGCUGGCAUGUAUGAAUGAGCCGUCGCAGGUCUAACUCGACAACUGGAGGGUCCAUAACACCUCCAGUGCACUGUUAGCUAGCUGGAGUCCAGCUGCCUGUUGAGUAUGCAGUCAUUUAAGGGCUGAUCCACAGAAAUUUGUGCUUGAGGAGAGGGGGGCUGGCCACAGACAGGGGCCGUUGCCACACUCCAAAAAUGUGUGUUUUGGGGUUGGGGGCCCAAAGGGGCUGCUGCUAUGAAGCCUGACCCUGUUGCAGCCUAGCAGUAUUAUAACAUAACGGGUCAUCUCUGUAUGUAUUUGCUCUUUGUAUUUACUGCAAUGAUUUUUUAUAUAUAAAAACAUUCCCCCCCUCCUC